AUGAGUUUCGGAGCACCGGGAGGUGGAUCUGUGAACUACAAGCCCGCGCCACCCGAGCGCGGUAGCUUCCCUCUCGAUCACGAAGGCGAGUGCAAGCACAUUAUAUCAGGAUAUCUGAAGUGUAUCAAGCUUAACAGAGGCACGAACGACGAGGCGUGUCGCAAAUUGGCUAAGCAGUACCUUUCCUGCCGAAUGGACAAGAAUCUUAUGGCGCCGGAUAACUUCCAGAACCUCGGUCUAGUGUUCAAAGACGACGAAGAGAAAGACAAAGCCCCUGCCAAUGCAGGUGCCGACACAUCGAAUACUGCGCAAUCGAAAAGCUGA
Penicillium antarcticum is the source of this 324-nucleotide messenger RNA. RefSeq names its product coiled-coil-helix-coiled-coil-helix domain-containing protein. NCBI's taxonomy places the organism in Eukaryota, Fungi, Ascomycota, Eurotiomycetes, Eurotiales, Aspergillaceae. The record is from RefSeq and is a predicted model, not a curated record. Gene Ontology annotation, cellular component: mitochondrial intermembrane space. The transcript has 4 exons. Gene Ontology annotation, biological process: mitochondrial respiratory chain complex IV assembly. The coding region runs from base 1 to 324 and encodes 107 amino acids.